GGUACAAGCAAGGCCCGCUUCGGGCUCCCGAUGCAGAUGCAGAUGCAGAUGCAGGCGGAACGGCUGCGGGAACAAAGCGCCGCGCAACCCUGCACAGCGCCCGGCGGCUUCCCCGCGCUUGGAGAGGAUGGGCUGGUUUGUGGGCCAGACAUCGACAUCCGCAACAGUAUGGAGGAACUGAAGCAACUAGAGGGCUGCACGGUGGUGGAAGGAUAUCUCCAGAUUUUGUUGAUCAACCAAGGAGCGGACUUUAGCAACUACCGCUUCCCCAAGCUCACGAUGAUCGUCGAUUAUCUGUUGCUUUUCCGCGUGGCUGGCCUGGAGACCCUCAGCGAUCUCUUUCCAAACCUGACAGUGAUUCGGGGCAAGAGCCUUUUCUACAACUACGCGCUGGUCAUCUUCGAGAUGACCAACCUCAAGGAAAUUGGGUUGUACAACUUGAGAAACAUCACUCGGGGGGCCAUCCGGAUCGAGAAGAAUUCGGACCUCUGCUACCUUUCCACGGUGGACUGGUCUCUGAUCUUGGAUGCUGUUUCCAAUAACUACAUUAUAGGAAAUAAAUCGCCAAAAGAAUGUGGGGAUUUGUGUCCAGGAACGGCGGAGGAGAAGCCGCUGUGUGAGAAGACUUCCAUAAAUAAUGAAUACAGCUUCCGCUGCUGGACUUCAAACCACUGCCAGAAAAGUAAGAGUUCAUUGAUGGUUCAGUUUUGA
Messenger RNA from Notechis scutatus (mainland tiger snake), 711 nucleotides. The record is from RefSeq and is a predicted model, not a curated record. Lineage: Eukaryota; Metazoa; Chordata; Lepidosauria; Squamata; Elapidae.